AUGACUCGCGGAUGGAGAGGGAUUCGAACCCCCGGUAUUCCUAUCAAUACUUCGGUUUUCAAGACCGACUCUUUCAACCGCUCAGACAUCCAUCCCCUUCGCCCGCCCUUACGCCUAAGAAAUAGGCGUAAGUGGCUUAUCUAUGUGAUCGCUACGCUUUGCUUGUUUCUAUAUGAUAAUAUGCACCUUGGUUGCUGCGCUCCCCGCGGUAAAAAAGAGCAAGAGAGUGAAGAACGAAUGAUCUUCCAAACAAAAAGAGUGAUUGAGUCGCGAGUUCGACUCUCGUUCUAUCCAUGUUCAGCAGUCCUUGUCCAUGUUGGUACUGUUGAUGGCAGUACCGAUCAACUACGAGAUGCUUUAAAGUCGAUGUCUCAAUGUUCCCAAGAGUAG
This is a messenger RNA of Beta vulgaris subsp. vulgaris (sugar beet), 390 nucleotides long. The record is from the annotation of a RefSeq genome assembly. Lineage: Eukaryota; Viridiplantae; Streptophyta; Magnoliopsida; Caryophyllales; Amaranthaceae.